GGGCGCUGUUCAUUUGAAGACUCAAACUUUGAGUGAUAAGUGAAGUCGGAAUAAUUUCGGAAAGGAAAAGAACCAGCUCUUCGCGAGAUAAGAUAGCCGGAUCCUACCUGCCAUGGAGGAAAGCUGAGGUCUCAAGCUCCAGAAUGAUGUAAAUGUUGGUCAAAGAGAAGGAUAAAGACAAGGACACCACCGGCAGUAAAUCUUGGGAGCCUAGACACUGCGGCAUGGAGGAAGGCCAAGGAAGGCCAAGGGGGAAGGCCAAGUCCAGAAGCCUCCUCAGAAUGAUGAAAACGAAGGACAAAGACAAUGACGUGGGCAAUGAGACCAAGGGCGACAACCUCCUCCGAAUGAUGAAUGCUAGCAGGGAGUAUAUGAACUGCAUUGUAUGCUGUUCCACUAGUAGGAAAAUAUUUAUGAUAUGCUGUGAAUACUGUCAUGAGUGGUACCAUAGGGACUGCAGUGGCAUAGGAAGAGAUGCCUCUAAUCGCAUCAUCAAAAAUACAUGCCCACCAUGCGCUUCAAUAUCAAAGCUCAAUGCAGAAGAGGAAGAGGCAGGCAAGGACAUGGCCGAGCAGGAGGAGGAGGCCAUCAAGGCAACAGGGACAGCAGUGAGGCAACAAAGGCGAUUCCCAUGCGGUCAGUGUGAGCCUUGCAAGGUUGUCGACGACUGUGGAAAGUGUAGUUUCUGUCUUGAUAAGACGAAGUUUGGGGGCCAGAACAAAUGGAGACAGAAGUGUUUGUUCAGAACGUGCAUCCGAAUGGCCAGUGAUAAGAAGAAGUUCGGGGGCGAAGACAUUUGGAAACGGAAUUUGACCCAUAAUCCUACUCCCACUAUUGAUGUCAGCUUGGUGGAUCACAAUGACUACAUCGCAAGACCUGAGUCGGACCCUACAACAGAAAAGAAGAAACAGAAGAAAAAGAAGAAGAAAAAGGACAAAAAGAAGAAAAAACUAGAGGACAAAGAGAAACAGAAAGAACCAGAGAAGCGCAAGCAAUCCCAGCAGGAGCCCACCAUCGAUGAGCCACAACCCAAGCGAGUCUGCUUCCCAGCAGCUGAGGAAGACUUGCCCCAGGGUAAGACUACAGGUGCCAAAUCAGCGACGGCGGGGAAAACGGCCAGUAAGUUGGACACCUUGCUAAUUGCCAAUAAGGUCAAUCUUAUCGAAGAAGUUGAGAACUGCGGCACGAAAAACAGGACCGACAUCGCUGCGGAAUGGGGAAUUUCCAUAUCGGAACUGAAUGGAAUAAUGAGGAAAAAGGGAAUGGUGAUGGAGCAGUUCCGAAAGCAAUGUCUGAUUCAAGCAAGACAGGUAGAAGAAGCUGUCCUGAUGUGGUGCAAGGCUGCACAAGCCAUGAACAUUCUUGUGACAAGGCAGAUCUUAGAAGAAAAGGCAAAAUCCCUUGCCAAGAAGUUGGGCUUUCCCAACUUCACUGUAAGUGAUGGAUGGUUGGAUCUUUUUAAAGCGCGAAACAAUGUCUCCUUCAAUGUGGUUGCUAGAGCAGGUGCUGCCGGACUAUCAGAUGAAAGGAAAGCAUUGUCAAGUACCAGCCAACUUAGAGUACAUCAAAUGGUGAAAGAUUGGUUGACAACUGACCUAAGUCCACUCCUGGUAGUGUACAAACCGUCGAACAUUUUUAAUGCCAAUGAGACCGGCAUUUUUUACCGCCUUCUUCCUGACCGAUUGCUCGCAUUCAAGGGGAAGGCCUGCAAUGGCGGUGAGAGAAGCGAAGAACGUCUGACUGCCAUGGUGUGCGCCAACAUGGACGGAAGCGAAAAACUGCCCCUGCUUGUCAUUGGCAACACAAAGAAGCCACAGUGUUUGGCUAACGUGAAGUCGCUACCAACGCUGUAUGAGGCAAACAAAACAGCAUGGAUGACAUCCGACAUCUUUGAAGCAUGGGCUCGUAAUAUCGACAAAAUGUGCCAAAAGAAAAACCGAAAGAUCGCCAUAGUCAUCGACAGCUGUCCUGCACAUCCCCACAUCACUGGUUUGAAGAGCGUCACUCUAGUCUUCCUUUCCCCCUUACAGCUGCCAAUCUCCAGCCUAUGGAACAAGGUAUCAUUCGAAACUUGAAAAUGCACUACCGCCGCCAACUCAUCACAUCAUUCCUUGCAGCAGUAGACAGGAAGGAGAAGUACAACCCCACCGUGCUGGAUGCUAUGAUUCUCCUCAAGAAAUCCUGGAAGAUGGUCAAGGACACUACCAUCUCCCACUGCUUUAAACUUGCUGGCUUUGAGAGAAAAAGGACCGCUACCGUCCUGGACAUCGAAACAGCUAAGCCUGACGUUGACAUCAACGCAGCCACUGAAGACAAGGACCUCUUUGAUCAACUGAGAGAUACGGGGAUGGAUAUUCCAUGGGAAACAACGCUCAAAUCUUACGCCGCAGUUGACGCAGAUGUUCGAUGCACCACGGGGCUCUCCGAUGAUGCCAUCCUAGGUGCAGUGUCCUCCAGCGUAGCAGAAGUUAACAAUGUUGAAGAUGAUGUUGAAUCCCGAACCCCUCGCCCUACUGUCUCCAUUGCAGAGGCCAUGCUACACCUGGACAAGUUGCAAGACUUUGCACUGCAGAAUGAUCACACUGAGGGCAUGCUAGACGCCAUCUGUGACAUAGACCAAGUCAUUGGUCUCGUUCAAAAAGACAAGGCAACAAAGAAAACCUAUGGAUCACAGACUCUUGCAAGCACUCAACAGCUGGGACCCUGAAACUUUCCCCUUUCAAGUUCACAUGGCCAGGGUUCGACCUUAACUUUUUUUCACUAGCCAGCCGGUCAGAGAUGUAAUGAGUCACUUCUUCUUUCGUAUGAUUUGCUGACCACUAUACAAUUUCGUGCAGCUGAUGUAGCCAUGUGACAGUCUCCGGGGUUGGGUUGGUAAGAUCUAUGUGGAGAUCUCCAGGCGGUCCGAGGUCCGGGCACUCAAACAGGAUGUGGUGUGCAGUCUGUUCAGGGGUACCACAUACGCAGGCCGCGGAGGGGCUCAAGCCCCAUCUGUGCAUGCUGGCAUUGAGACGUCCAACCCCGGUGCGCAGGCGAUUGAGAGUGACCCAAUCUCUGCGGGGGAGGUUAGCACCUGGUGGAAGUUUAGUACUCGGACAGGUGGCGAACUGGAUUGGUCUCUCAGUCUCUUGCCAGUUGCUUUCCCAUUGUUCCAUGAGGUUGAAGUUGGAACACUCGGGGGAAACUGCAUGACGGCCGAAGGGGUGACGAGAGCUGAGACGUUUUCUGCCGAGAUCUUCAGCAGCCUUGAUGCACUCGUGCAGAAUGUGAUUGUCAUCUUGGGAGGCCUUCUCCGCCAGCACGUGCAUAUGAUGUUCUCUGCGGAGCGCUGGGGGGGCAAUGCCGGAUAGCACUGGGAGGAGCUUCACGGGUGUAGGUCGAAGGCAUCCAGUGAUUAGCCUCAUGGUGUCCUUGAGGAUGACAUCCAGCUUCUUGGUAUGUGUGCUUCUGCACCAGACAGGGGAGGCAUGUUCUGCGGAGCUGUAUACUAGAGCAAGCUCACUGAUUUUUGUGACUCGAGUCGAGUC
Messenger RNA from Patiria miniata (bat star), 3527 nucleotides. RefSeq lists its product as uncharacterized. Gene Ontology annotation, cellular component: nucleus. The transcript has 10 exons. NCBI's taxonomy places the organism in Eukaryota, Metazoa, Echinodermata, Asteroidea, Valvatida, Asterinidae. The record is from RefSeq and is a predicted model, not a curated record. Bases 153 to 2075 code for a protein of 640 amino acids. Gene Ontology annotation, molecular function: zinc ion binding; DNA binding.